AUGAGGCCCGAUCUUCUAUCUACCUUCGUGACCGUGAUGGCCUUCGCGCAUCAUGCCGAAGCAGCGCAGUCUUCUAUUGUCUCGGGGAGUGCUCCCGGCUUCGCAGCGGGCGUGACGGGAGGAGGCGACGCGACCCCUGUCUAUCCGACAACUAUCGACGAGCUGAAAGAGUACCUCACCUCCUCUUCGCCUCAGAACAUUGUUAUCGAGGGUACUUUCGACUUUGUCGGUUCUGAGGGCACCAAAACUUAUCAGGCUUGUAACAUCUAUGACUGCACACCGGAUAAUGGUGGACAGGCUAUACUUAACACGCUUGGGGGAUGCGGGGACACCUCGACAUAUGACGUGACCAUCGACGUUGCAGGAUACCAGGGUAUCAAUGUCGCAUCAGACAAAACUCUGGUCGGUAAAGGGACAGGCGCUGUGCUCAAUGGCAAGGGCCUGCGGUUCGUGGGCGUCUCCAACAUCAUCAUUCAGAACAUCGAAAUCACCAACCUCAACCCGAAGUAUGUUUGGGGAGGAGAUGCUCUUACGUUCUCCGACACUAAUCAGAUCUGGAUCGACCAUGUCACCACCUCCUCACUAGGCCGCCAGCACUAUAGUUUUGGCCAGGAGAGUGACAACGCCAUCACCAUCUCCAAUAGCUUCAUCAACGGGAAGACUGACUACUCUGCUACUUGUGAUGGACACACGUACUGGGGCCUCGAGCUGGUCGGCUCCAGUGACCAAAUCACCUUCUACAAAAACUACGUCUACUACACCUCCGGGCGCAGUCCCGCUCUCAGUGGCAAUACACUCUUCCACGCAGUCAACAGUGUCUGGGCUGAUAACAGCGGUCACGCCAUCGAAGGGACCGACAACGGUAUGGGCCUUUUUGAGGGCAACGUGUUCAACAGUGUCCCCACCAUUGUUCAGAGCGGCUUUGUCGGUCAGCUAUUCAGCUCCGAGUCGGCCAAUCUUAGCCAAUGCGAGACGUCCUUGGGAAGAGACUGUGUGACCAAUGCUUACACCAGCUCUGGUUCCUUCAGUUAUGAUGACGAUGGAUUCUUUGUUGACUUUGAGAACCUGCCCAUUGUAUCUGCUGCAUCUGCAUCUUCGAUUGCGAGUACCGUUCCUUCGGAUGCUGGUAAUACCCUGAGCAGCACCUAA
Molecule: messenger RNA, 1149 nt
Organism: Aspergillus welwitschiae
Lineage: Eukaryota; Fungi; Ascomycota; Eurotiomycetes; Eurotiales; Aspergillaceae
Product: polysaccharide lyase family 1 protein
Exons: 2
Coding region: 1-1149 (382 amino acids)
Molecular function (GO): pectate lyase activity
Source: RefSeq, a predicted model, not a curated record